AUGGCUGCCCUGCGAGUAGCCUUGCGCCAUCAAGCCAACGUCAAUGCCGUGGAUGAAAUCGGCAAUUCCCCCCUUCAACUCGCUAUUGCCACAGCCUCCUUGCCGUUGAUGGAAGCCCUGCUUUCAGCCGGUGCUGAUGUCAAUCGGCCUGAUAUCCGGGGACGCCUCGCGCUGCAUCAAGCGUGUCGCCUCGGUCUGGUGCAGCAGACACGGCGUCUGCUUGAAACGGGUGCCUGCAACGGUCUUCGGGCCAUGCACAUUGCCACACAGCAUGCCUUCACCGACUCCUUCGCAGAAUCCAUAUUUGAGCUUCUCCUCAGCGCCGGCGCUUACAUUGACCCUGGCGUGGAAUGGGGCUGGACCCCGUUGCAUGCCGCCUGUCGCAUCGGCAAUUGGCGCGCCGCCUCUCGCCUCAUCGAGGCUGGGGCCGAUCUCUUUGGUCAAGCCAACAUGGUCUGCUACCUGCUACCCAAGCAACGCAAACCUGUAAUCAAAGCGCCCUCCAAAACCCCGGAAGGGGACCAACCCAAUCCUACACGGGAUCCCGACGCUGCAACCCUUGACGAAGUUCCGGCCUUGUUGACCUCCGGCUACGUCUCAGCCCCUCUGCUCACCGCCGCCAGCAGCCACCACGACGAGACGCCCUACACUGCCUUGCAAGCUCCCUCCGCGGGCAGCUCCUACGCUUUUGAUAUUCCUUGGCUACGCGCCACGCCGAAGCGACCGAUACUCAAGCCAAAGGACCCACGAGGACCCACAGAAGACAAGCAUGUUUUGGCCGUGGAAGCUCACUUGCUCAACAACAGCCGCAAUCCCUUUGUCAUUCGCAAAGAAGCACAGCAAAUGCGCAUGGACAUCUUUCAGCUCUUGCACCUGAUGGCUGUGAAGCAAAUUCGGCGCGAGCUUUUGCGAGCCAAAACGCCCGCUUUUCGCUUCACCAAGGAGGUGACCAUUAUGGCACGCCUUCAGCAUCCGUGCAUCGUGGCCUUGCGCGGCAUCUGCGUGCCCAACCCCGCGCUCUAUCUGAUCAUUCUGGAAUACGUCGAGGCCGGCAGCCUAAAUGAGUUUCUCUACAAGAACGAACAGAUUGAGCGACCGUCUUUGAAAGACGCCCUCAUUAUUUCCCACGACGUCGCGUCUGCGCUGAUGUAUAUCCACAACCUCAAGUAUCCGAUUGUUCACCGUGACGUGAGCAGCUCCAACAUUUUGCUGCGUGCCAAUGGCCAUGCCUGUCUGUCCGACUUUGGCGAAUCUGCCUUCUGUCGCACGGAAGAAGAUGGUCGUGCCCGCCAACGCGGAAUUUUCACAAAGCAGCCUGGGCCUUUGGGACUUCUUCUGAUGCGCGCCGCCCUUGCAUCGCCUGUGGUCAAUGUAGCGCUGGCGGCAACCGCCAUGGCAUAUGAAAAUCGGCGACCAUGGCUGGACGAGGAAGCACCCGCCGUCAUUGUACGGCUUAUCAUGCAAGGUUGGGCCAUAACCUUCUGCCUGAUCAAAAUCCAGAUCUCUUUCUGA
Messenger RNA from Monosiga brevicollis MX1, 1512 nucleotides. RefSeq lists its product as uncharacterized. Gene Ontology annotation, biological process: protein phosphorylation. Lineage: Eukaryota; Choanoflagellata; Craspedida; Salpingoecidae. Gene Ontology annotation, molecular function: protein binding; protein kinase activity; ATP binding. The record is from RefSeq and is a predicted model, not a curated record. The coding region runs from base 1 to 1512 and encodes 503 amino acids. The transcript is spliced from 7 exons.